Molecule: messenger RNA, 1071 nt
Organism: Closterium sp. Naga37s-1
Lineage: Eukaryota; Viridiplantae; Streptophyta; Zygnematophyceae; Desmidiales; Closteriaceae
Source: the annotation of a GenBank genome assembly
AUGCACGCCACGCCGCACUCCACGCUGCCGCGAAACGCGCUGCGAGUGGUGGUGGUGGCGGCCGUGGUGCUGCUGGCGUACUUCCUCGGGCCGCCCAUCUACUGGCGCCUCGCCGCCACCGACAACGGCCCCGACGCGCCCAUUUCACCGGAAGUCGACCCCGAAGUAGAGCGUCUGAGGUCCGUGGUGGAGGGCGCGGCUGCUGCCAGGGAGGGCGCUGGUGCUGGGGAGGAGAGCGCUGUGGGCGCUGUGGGCGGAACAUCAGAUGAUGCUCACAAUGGUGGGGGCCCGCAGGGCGAGCAGGCACACAUGGGGUUCGAGGAGACAGGGGCGGGGGGCAAUCCGGUGGGCCGGGUAAACAGCAGGGGCGGGGAAGGGGAAGGGCAUGGCGAUGCGGAUGGUGCUGGGGGGACGCGUGCGGAGGGGGGGGUGGGCGACAAGGGUGCUGUGGCCGGGGCGGAGAGCAUGGGUGCAGACCUGGCGCGCAAUGGGGAGGGCAGGGAUGGGGAGGGCGAAGGGGGUGAAGGGGCCGAGGGUGGUGAGGUUGGGGAGGGUGGUGAGGGUGGUGAGGGUGGGGAGAAGAGAAAGGAGGAGAGUGAGGGGGGAGCAGGAGUGGAGAGAGAUGGUGCAGGGAAGGGUGGGGAGGUGGUGGAGGAGGGCGAUGAGGGAAAAGUAGAAACGGGGGGAGAUGAUAAGGGUGGUGAGGCGGGGGAGGUGGAGAGAGGCAGGGAGGAAGGGGCGUCAGGGCACAGUGAUGGUGAGGGGGAGCAAGACCAUGAGGAGAAUGCUCCAGCGGACGAGGAGAAUGGCCGCGAUGCUGCACACACACAUGCACAUGCAGACGCCGAUGCAGACGCAGAUGCAGGUGCGCAUAGUGGCAGGAAGAGUGGUGGCACGAGCAGAGGUGACGCAGGGAGCAGAGCGGAGGCAGAGGAGGAGCAAGCUGGUGCGGAUGAGGAAGCAAGCAGUGCAGAGAGCAGGGAGGAAGGGGAGGAGCAAGAUGCGGACUCCAUCCGAGUCGAAUCAUGUAGGAGCACUACACAUAUCAACAGCCGUCAACAGCGAGAAUAG